Messenger RNA from Vespa crabro (European hornet), 10455 nucleotides. It is a transcript of the gene apolpp, whose product is annotated as apolipophorins. Gene Ontology annotation, biological process: lipid transport. Gene Ontology annotation, molecular function: lipid carrier activity. The coding region runs from base 115 to 10269 and encodes 3384 amino acids. The transcript has 26 exons. The record is from RefSeq and is a predicted model, not a curated record. Lineage: Eukaryota; Metazoa; Arthropoda; Insecta; Hymenoptera; Vespidae.
AGAAAAGUACCGAAGCUUUUGUGGUGUGCUCUCGUGGUCGCUUCGUGUCUCUCGGCGAUUUCGUGCUGGACUAUACGAAAGGUCCGGAAGCCGAACGAGUCGAACGGCAACAUCAUGGGGCAUCCACCUUGGCUUCUAAGAGCCUUCCUCAUCCUUGGUUUUGUCCUUUUAUCCGUUAUUUCGGCUUCGACAAAAAAAUGCAAUCUAGGUUGUCACAAAGGACAAUAUCCAAAAACAUAUCAAGAAGGACAUACCUAUAUAUAUCGUUUAGAAGGAAAGUCUGCAACAUCUGUAACGGAUUCUCAAGGCGAUGCUACUCUUAAUUUGAAGGCCAUUGUUGAAUUGACUGCAAAACCAGACUGUGUUCUACAGUUGCAACUGAAGGAUGUACAUUUGAAUGAUGCUGUAGUGUCCCUGCCGGACAUUCAGAAAUACGCUCUUCAGUUUAGCUAUCAUCACGGUCACAUUGAUACUGAUGUUUGUGCAGAACCUAAUGAUUCACAAACAUCUCUGAACAUUAAGAGAGCCGUUGUCUCUUUGUUCCAAUCAGCUGUUCAGUUGGAAUCCGGCUCUACUGUACACAGCGAGACUGAUAUAUUUGGCAACUGUUUAACGGAAUUCAAUUUCCAAAAAGAGGGUGACUCCUUGCUCGUAGAAAAAUUUAAGGAUCUUUCGAAAUGCUCCUAUCGCGAAAAUUUCAGACAAGGACUAAUCACGUCUGUAUUCGACACAUCAUCUGGUAUCAAGUCUACGCCUUUGCUCGCUUCUGAACAAAAGAUUGAACAGCGCUUUAAACAGGGUAUCUUAAAUAAGGCAACAUCUACGGAAACUUAUAAGUACAAGCCAUUUAGCAAUGGAGAAGCCGGAGCUAAAACCGUUGUUGAGACAACUUUAAUUUUUAAAGGCGAAAAAGGUGAUAAUCCACUUGCUCCAGUAUCCGUUCCCAAGUCUUUGAUUUUCGAUGUUCCACAUCCAGUCGUGAAAUCAUCAGUAGAUGAAAUUAGCAAUGCUCUCAAGGCCGUAUCGAAAGAAAAAACUGACAUUGUUCACGAAAAGGCAGCCGGAAAAUUUGCUGAAUUUGUUAAAGUACUUCGAGUGAGCAAUAAGAAGGACAUUCUUUCAGUAUAUCACAAGGUCAGUGCUGGUGCAGGUUAUAAUAAAGUUUCUGACAAGAAAAUCUUGCUGGAUGCACUUUUCCGCGCUGGUAGUGGCGAAGCAGCCGAAGUGGCCGUAGAGCUUAUAAAGAAUCAUGAACUAACCAAUCUACAGAAUUACGUUUUUUACGCUAGUCUCCCGUUGAUUCAACACGUGAACCUCCCAGCUGUCGUAGCUGUAACAUCUCUUUUAAAUCAACCCGAUUUACCUCGAAUUGGUUAUCUUGGAAUUGGACAAACCAUUGGCAAACACUGUCAAGAUCAUCCCUGUGACAAUAUUCCCGAGAUAAAGGGAGCUAUCCAUAAGAUUCGUGAAAAAGUAGGAAACGGGAGGACAAAGAGCAGAACACAAGAGAACCAAGUGAUUUCUGCUUUGAAGGCACUUGGGAAUACGCGAUUCUUGGAUGAUGCGACCCUACAGAAAUUAGCAAACAUCGCUGCUGACAAACAAGUACGUAAUAGAGUACGUGUUGCUGCUAUCGAAGCUUUGCCUACUAUUUGUUCGAUGAAAUGGAAGAAUACAGUUUUUAAUGUAUUGAAUGAUCGCGAUGAGGACAGUGAAAUUAGAAUAAAGGCAUAUCUGUCGUUGGUCAAUUGUGCCUGUCCACAUGUUGCCGAUAAAAUAAAGGAAGUAUUAGACAAGGAAACCGUUAAUCAGGUCGGAUCUUUCAUCACCAGUCAUCUCCGCAAUUUGAGAGCAUCAACGGAUCCUAACAAGGCAGCUGCUAAAAAUCUCUUGGGUCACAUCCAACCACGCACUAAAUUCCCAGAAGACUUCCGUAAAUUUUCCUUCAAUAACGAAUUGUCCUAUAAUCUCGAGGCUUUCGGUAUCGGUUCCUCUGCCGAAAGUAAUGUGAUCUACAGUCAAAAUAGUUUCGUACCGCGUUCGACAAGCUUGAAUCUCACUGCUGAAGUAUUCGGACAAUCCUUCAAUUUCUUCGAGCUCGAUACACGUGUAGAAAAUCUUGACAGAGUUAUAGAGCACUACUUCGGACCGAAAGGACAAUUUAAUAAACAUUCGGUCGAUAUAAAAGUAGCCAACGAAGCCGUCGAUACUGCCUUCGAAAUACAGAACUACAUACACAAACGUUACGAACAAUUAAAACGUAUGAAGCGUGAAGUAAAACAAGGAGAACUCGACAGAUUUGCGAAGAACGUACGCCUACGUAAUACCGAAGUCGAUGAAAACCUUAGCAUAGACUUAUCUUUGAAAUUAUUUGGCGUCGAACUCGCAUAUUUGAGUUAUCAAGAUGAUACUGAGAAAUUCACACCGAAGAAUUUUAUCGAUAAGAUUUUCGAUAGUCUUCACAAAGGAUUUGAUCUAGUUAAAGAUUUUGAUUAUAAUUUCCAAAAUCAUCUUCACUUUUUGGAUGCCGAACUGGUCUAUCCAACUGGUUUGGGUAUCCCACUUUCUCUGGGUGUAACCGGAACAAGUGUGGUUCAUAUGAAAGCUAAAGGAAAACUUGAUAUGGCAUCCAUCUUGUUAAGUAAAGAAAGCACACCUAUUCGACUUGCUCUUGAACCAAGUGCAUCGAUCAGAGUCACCGGUAGUAUGAUGCUUGAGGCAAUGGAUAAGAAUUCUGGUGUGAUUCUCGUCUCAACUCUUCAUACCGAUACAGCAGCGGACGUAUCCAUCAAAAUACUUGAUGAGUAUGGCUUGGACGUUAAUUUUGGUAUCCCUAAAAAGACACAAAAGCUUAUCAGCGUAUCUAGCGAAGUUCUAUUUACAUCUGGACCAAAAGGUGAAAAUCUCAUUUCUCCUAAAUUUAACAAGGGCAAGGAAUAUUCUGAUUGUUUCGAUCAACUAUCUUCUGUCCUUGGUCUGACUGUAUGUGGAUACAUUCAACUUCCAUACAAUGACAUUGAAUCCAUUCAAAAGAAACCCUUCUAUCCAUUGAGUGGUCCCGCUAAAUUUGGCUUAUCUAUUAAAAACAAUGAUGUAAAGAAUUAUCAUUUUAAAAUUUAUUAUAACACAAAGGUUCCGGAUGCCCGUUCCUUGGAAAUUUUAUUCGAUACACCUAACAGCAAAACGAACAGGCGAAUUUCUUUGCUCUUAGAAGGUGGUUUUCAACCGGAUAAAUACAUCAAGGCAGACCUCAAUUUACCUCUCAAAAAGGCUUCGGCUUUAGUUAUCCUGAAAAACAGACCUGAGGAACAAACAUUUUCGAUUACUGUUCACAAUGAUCUUAUCGAAUAUUCUCUUCGUGCUGGACUUCUCGCGAAUGGCAAUAAGUACAAGCCUGUAUUGGAAUAUAAAGUACCGGAACAUAUCGAAAAAUUGUCAGGCACGAAGAUUGGAGUUAAGGGUGGACAAGAUGGUCAAUUAUAUAACGUCGAUGGUAUCGUGAGUAUUAACGACCAUGAAGAUGGCAAAAAGUACACAUUUGAGAAUGUUGGCAUCACGGCUGCUGGCAGAAAGAUAAUUAGUCUUGACGGAUUCGCGGUUUCCACACUUAACAAAGCAAUCGUCGAUGUAAAACUUAGUUAUGGGGAUGAGAAUUUAAGCUUAAAAUUGGAUGGUAAUAGACUAGGUGAAAAAAAUUAUUUGGUUAAAUUGACAGCUGUGCCAUCCAGAGAUCCAAAUGUUGGAUUUAGCGCUACAUGGAAAUACCAAAGGCAACCACACGAAUUUGAGCAGAAGUUAGUUUUUAUUCACGGUGUUGAUCCAAAUUCUGAAAUCAAUCGUUUCACUUUGAGCCAACACGCUGUGUACAAAUUGAUUCCAUCUGAUUUCGUUUUAUCUGGAUAUACAAAAAUAACAUAUCCUGCUAUGAAGGCACUUUUGAAACUGGAAGGUAAAUUAACCGACGCAUCGGUUGACGGAGACGUCGAAAUAAAAUACGAAAAAUUCCAAUUUGGUUCUGAAUUGUCCGGGAAAAUCAAUAUGGUUAAAAAAGGCGACUACGAGGUCGAAUUAGAGAUUGAACUUCUGGAGAAUAAAAUUGAAUUAAAGUCGAAGCGUACGGUCCUUGAAUUAAGAAAAAAGAGCGAGUUCAAGAACUCUCUUAAACUAUCGCCAGGUGGUAAAUAUGAGGUUAAUGGUGUCGUCGUUCACGAUUUAAAUAAAAAUCAUAUUAAUUUACAAUUGGAUGGUAUUCUCAAUUUAAAUAACAAAAUUGUUACAAUUGAUACUGCUAUCGAAACAAAUUCGGGUAAUCUUAAUACCCGAGGUAUCGUUACCGUUGAUGGGAAUAAAUACCUAGAGUUCGUUCUGAAAAGUCACAGUAAUCAACAUCUCAAUGGAAACUUAAAUUUUAAUUUGAAAAACUACCUGAACGCUGUAGGACAAUUAAGCUACCAAAAUGGCAAAGGAAAUGGACGUAUUAUAAUCGAUAUUCCUAAGUACAAUCGCAAGAUCGAGGGACACGGAGAUUUAACCGUUUCUGGAUCACAAUAUGCACUUAAUGUUGAAUUGUUGUCUGAUGCAGGCAAAGAUCCAAAUAAACGCAUCAAAUUGUCAUCUUUGUCUGACAUAACAAAGACAUCGAUUGAUACAAAGAAUAUUCUUGAAGUAUUCUCAUCUAAACUAGAAUUAAACGUAAAAGGUGAACUAAAAGGUACACUACAGAACGGUGAAUUAACGAUCAAUGCUGAUACCCUUCUACCAAAUGGACGAUAUAUAGUUUUUUCCAAUAAACUAGAAUCCGACAAAAAAGAAAACAAAUACAAUAUUAAGAUGCAAUCUGAAAUAAUAGAUCACGUUACAAAAGACGGUAGUUCGCGGAAGAUAAUCUACAACGUCGAUGUUAAAGAUUUCAACGUUGAGUUGUUAAUUUUCAAUAACAAAGGACAAGUAAAGUUCAUCAAUUUUGAUGGACGUGAUGUAGUAGUUGAUAUAGGUACGAAGAAUCUUCCUAUUGAAAAUACGGAUAAAAAAACCGGAGAAGUCUACAUCAAACUAUCGGGAUCGCUUUUACCUAAACCCCUCGCAUUUGGAAUAUCCAGUGAUUAUGGCAAAAGUGACGUCACAUAUAAAGUCCAAUCAUCUCUUGGAAAUGAUUUUGAACUUACGGCAAAUGGAGAUUACGUUUUUGGUAAUAAGGUAGACAAAUCUUCCGUCUUCAAUAAUAAUGUAGAAAUAAAACUGCCGUUUGAAAAUUUACAAAAUAUCAAAUAUCAUUGCACUUCUAAACUUCUCCUUCUUGAAAACAAAAUGUUGGAGUAUUCAAGUGUUGAUGAUCUUACAUACAAUAACGAUAAAAAUAUUAAACUGAAUACCUAUGCGAAAUAUACAUGCGAUCAUAAUAACAAUGAAGGUAUUGGAAGGAUUAAGUUGACUGCUCUGCAAUUCUUACCUUUGACUAUUGAAACGACUUUCAAUAAUGCCAUCUCCGAUGAUAUGGGAAAAUGUUCUGCCUCAAUGAAAUUGUAUUAUGGUGAUAAAGGUGGAACAUUGUCUUUUGACAGUGCAUAUGCUUCUGAUCUAUCAACGAUUGACAUAAACGCUAAAGCUACGACAACUAUGGAAAAAUUGCAGAAUAUUGAUCUUCAUCUUAGUCACAAGAGUAAACCAGACAACUAUAGACAAACUGAUGCCACCUUACAAUUGGAUAAUGCUAAAUAUACAUUGAGCACUGAAAUUCGAAAAGACAAAAUAACACCGAUGAUUCACUUUACUUUAACCAGCCCACAAGGUGUGACAGAAUUAUUAUCUAAGUUUCAGAAAGUUGGUGAUAAUGAUUACACAGGUGAAUGGAAAGUAAAUACACCGGUAGGAUUUGUUAAUGCCGAUGCGCGAAUCAACUUAGAAAGUGUUGAUAACUUUUUAAUUAACAUCAACUUUGACAGCGAUAAAAUAAAAGAACGUAAGAUUCAUGCUGAGAUAGCUAAUAAGCCGACUGCUAAAACUGGAAGAAGGAUUAUCAUCACUGUCACUAGUGAUGGCAAAAAUUUAAUAACUGGAAGUACAAAUUACAAAAAGCGCCAGGAAGAAGGCAAAAUUAUUGUAGAGGGUAAUGGUAGCUUAAAAAUCGGUGAAAAUACAAGAAGUUCCUCUUUCAAAUACACUCGUCAACAAUUGACACAUGAAACUGAUGGUGAAGUUGGGGUAGCUAUAAUAUUAAAUGCAAAUUUCGGACCAUCCGCGAUUGUUGGAGAAGUCAAACUUACGAAUAAAGAAGUACACGUAUUCAAUAGUUAUUGCGAGCAAAGUAAGGAUUGUGCACAUUUCAAACUUCAAGCCACUUUGGACUCCGAUAAAAAAUCUUAUUUCAAACAACAACAAACGGUUGAAUUCAACUUGAGGAAGUUCAACAUACCUGCCGAAUUUGGAUUACAAAUUAGCACUCAAUAUCUAAAUGAUAAGUUUGAUCAUACAGCUAGUUUAUAUAUGCACUCCACUAAAGAUAAAUCUCAAUACACUUAUCAACUGUACAUUCACCCCAAAGAAGCUGCUGCUAUUCUAACUUUACCAAGCCGUGAAUUAGCACUUGUUAUAACAUUGGAUUUUCCUAAAAUUAAGCAAACUGGAUCAUACAAAUUAGAAAUUUCUUCCUUCUUAGAUAGAAAAAAUAGACCUACAGAAAAAACAUGCUUAUCUAUUAACAGCGACGUAAAUAUUGAUAAGAAUAGUUUAUCUCUUAAUGGUGAAGCCAAAUUUACAUAUCCAUCACAGACAAAGGACAUGGUAGUGAAAGGUAAACUACAUAGUAACGGCCAAAAUCUGUUGGAUGCUAAUGUGGAUAUUGAUGUUUUCGCAAAAAAAACGCAAAAAAUCAAUAUUAUAGCUAAAGUGUCAAAUCUACCAAUAACAGAGGGUUAUAAUCUAACUGGAUUUUUGCAAGUACUUAGUAAAGGUCAACAACUCAACGUCGAACAUAAAACACAUUUGACAAUAUCAAGCAAUGAAAUUAGUGCUGGUUCUAUUUUUUCAUACACGGAUGUAAAUCAGAAACCAAAGAGCAUAGUAGAAUUAUUCUCUGCUAAUCUCAAUGAAGUUCAUCUCUUGAUAACUUCUCCCAACAAAGAGAUCAUUAGAUCAGAUGCAAAAAUGGAAUUUACUAAAAACUUACAGAAAUUAAAAAUAGAAAUAGAAACUAAUAUUCUCGACGGAAAUCCUUAUGUUGCUAAUUUGGAAGCAAAAGAUUUCAAUAAUUUCAAAUUUGUUCAAUAUGAAAAGAGCAACCCUAAUAAUAAAUUAACUGCUAAUGGCCAUAUUGUACUCGGUCAACUAGCUGAAGUUCAUUCUGAUUUUUACCAAAACAACAAAAAGAAUAACUUAUUCCACAUCUUAGUACAUCUUGAUGAAAAUAAAUUUUUGAAACCUGAUUUUGAAUUUAACAAGGAUAAUCUAGAACAUGUAGUGGAUUACACCCGAAAUCGUAUCCUUAAUAUAGCAAAACAAAUGAAAGAAACUGCUACCGAUAUAGCUAAGGAAACUGUAACUGAGCUCAAGGAUCUAUUAGAACAUGCUAAGAAAGCUCAACCAAAUAUACAAAUACUUUUGGACUAUUACUCUAAUGAAUUAACUAAAUUUAAAAACGAACUUCAUGCUGACCAAAUUAUCCAAGAGAUCCAAGUGACUUUGAACAAACACUUUGGAUCAAUUAUUACUACGAUCAAUAAUAUUAUUAAACAAGUUUCGGAACAAUUAAACGAGCUCUCGAAGCAAUACAUCGCAAUUAUUUCCAAACUUACUGAAGCAGUAAAAGCAAUAUACCCUCAAAUACAAGAAUCUUAUAAUAAAAUCUUCGAAGCAUGCAUGAAUGUGUUAGAUGCAACUGCUAAUUUAGCUAUAACUUAUUUAAAAGCUGCCUUAAAUAUUAUUAAUAAUCACCAAAAAGAAAUAAAAGAAUUGGCUGUUAUUGGAAUGGAACUUGUUAAAGACAUUGGCAAAAUAAUAUUCAAAGCAGUUGAUCAAAUCAAGAAGGAUGUUAAUGAAUUUAUAACUUUGCUCAUUAACCAAGCAAAGGCUUUACCCGUUUAUGAAAUUGUAAAAGAAAAAUAUAAUAAGAUUGUAAACUUCGAAAUACCGGAGGCACUUACAAGCCCUGUUGAAGAACUUUGCAAAAUAAUAAAGACGAUGUUACCAACGAAAGAAUUACAAGAUUUCUUUGGUUCAGUAUGCGAUUACAUAAUGACGAUUAUCAAACGACAAAAUCCUGACAAUACUGCUCAACUUAAUACAAUUUACACAAAAGGUGUUAAUGCACUUAAAUCUUUAAUCGAUCUGUUGGAGACCCAUUCGCUCUUGAAUAAUUUUCAAAAUAUUUUCAAUAUGAAAACACCAACCGACUUUAGUAUUUUAACUAAAUUACCUGGUAUUUCUACGUUGAGAGUUUCAGUCUUGAAUCUUUUACGCAACGCCGAAUUACCAACACCUCUUGAUAUUUACUACACAUACGGGCCUACUCUGCAUCUAACCAACAUCGUGCCACCAUUCAGCAAGACAGGAACUAUCAUUGAUGGAGGACACAUUUUUACAUUCGAUGGAAAUCAUUUCACAUUGCCUGGAACAUGCAACUAUAUUUUAGUACAGGACAUGCAAGAUGGAAAUUUCUCUAUUAUCGCGAACUUACAAAAUGGAGUUCUAGUCAGUGUAACUAUUACCGAACCCAAAGAAAGUAUCACACUAAAGAACAAUGGAAACAUCUUAGUAAAUAACAAACCAGCGGAUUAUCCUGCCAGUACAAAAAAUCUACAGGCCUUCCUAACUAUACCAACAAUAAAUGUAAAAUCUGCUUAUGGUGUACACGUAAUUUGUAGUAGAAAAGCACCUAUGAUGUGUAUAGUUCGAGUCUCUGGCUUUUACUUUAGCAAAUUACGUGGGCUUCUUGGUGAUGGCAACAACGAACCAUAUGAUGAUUAUACUUUGCCAUCUGGAAAGAUUAUUGAAGAUCCAACUGAAUUCGGAAAUGCUUAUAAGUUGAAAGGAGAUUGUCCAGCAGCUACUGUUGUUAAAACUAGCGCACACGCUCCAAUUUGUUCCGAAUACUUCGCUAGUUCUUCUUCACCAUUAAGUUCCUGCUUCAAAUACGUUAAUGCGAAACACUACCAGGAUGCUUGUGAUCAGGCCGUUAGUGUCGGCGCUUCUGAGAAAGUAACUUGUUCGAUUGCAUUUGCGUACUACGCUGCUUGUUAUGAACGUGAUGUCUUUAGCAUAAGCAUUCCUCCUGUUUGCGUAAACUGCAAAGAUGGCACAAAUUCAAUUGCUGUUGGUGAUUCCUUCAAGGUUAAAAUACCGAAGAAAGAAGCCGAUAUUAUCUUUAUAGUAGAAGAGGAUAUGCAAAAUGAGAAAAUUUUCAAGGAUAUGAUCGCACCACUUAUGACAGAAUUGAGAGAAGAGUUAAAACAACAAGGCAUAACCGACACUCAUAUUGGUCUCGUUGGCUUUGGCGAACACAUGAACUGGCCACAACAUUACACAACCGAUGGCAGCACAAACAUCGUGGGUGACGUAAAGAAUAUUAAAUUCGAAGGAAAAAAUCCAAUUCUAAACCUACGAGAUGCUAUUAAAGGAGACAUAGAAACAAAAUUGAAAUAUCUUAAGCAAAGAUAUGACGUUGAAUUUGGUACUUUCAAAUUAACCGAUGCUUACGAACAAGCAAUAAAUUAUCCAUUCAGAACAGGAGCAGCUAAAGCUGUUGUCGGUGUUAUCGUUAGUCCAUGCGAAAAGAGUCCUUUACCUAUUUCAUUACAGCAAUUGCGCUUACUUCUUGGACAAACGAUAUAUCGUAAUCUCGGAUUGUCAUACUACCAUGUAUGGUUCUCGAAUGACACUCUGGUUUAUGGAAAACCACAGAAGAAUAUUGUUGCUUAUGAUUGUGACAGUGUUUAUACAUUCUCUGACAGCAAAAAGAAACCAUUAGAAGGAAGUAACGAACUUAGAAAUAACAUGAUUCUAUCAACCAGUGACGUCUGUGCUGACUUUGCUAUAUCUUCUGGUGGAGCAGCAUUUAGUUCGAACAAUUUCUUGGAAGCGAAACCUAAUCAAAAGAAACAAUUCGUUCAAGUAGCCGCCCGAAAAAUUAUUAGUGGACUUGUUAAUACCGAAUUUGAAGAGGAAUGCGUAUGUAAACAAAGCCACGGAUUAUUUGCUAAACCGUAUUGCAAAAUUGUAAACAAGAGAGAGAAAGAACCUCUGACGAGGCACACUAAGGGUGGAGUUAAGGGCUAGAGUCGUCUCGUAAUAGUAGAGACUAUUAUUAUUAAAUAAUCAAAAUGUAUUUGCUUAUUAAGCUAUUACUAAUGUAUUUAGUAAUAUGUAAAAUUGUCAUUUAAGAUUCACUCUUAUUUUAUAUAAAAUGUCGAAGCACCAUGAAAACAUAAAUAACAUAAUAAAUUCGAUAUUAUAAUUGUUAAA